This is a messenger RNA of Diabrotica balteata, 375 nucleotides long. The record is from the annotation of a GenBank genome assembly. NCBI's taxonomy places the organism in Eukaryota, Metazoa, Arthropoda, Insecta, Coleoptera, Chrysomelidae.
AUGGAGGCAGGCAAAAUAAAAAAAAUAACUCAAGCCAUUGUUUACAUGAUUUGUAAAGAUAUGAAGCCAUUCGCAAUUGUUAAAAGAGAUGGUUUCAAAAAACUGAUAAAAAAGCUGAUACCUCACUAUACGUUACCAAGCCGAUUUACCCUUAAAAGACAAGUACAAAGCAACUAUGAUAUAGUUUCUUCAUCAAUGCGAACGUUGUUAUCAAACCAAAAGGUAACAGUGACUACAGAUGUGUACACAGACCUGCAGAUGAAAAGCUACAGCAGCAUAACCGUUCACUUCAUAGAUGAUGAAAAUAAAUUAUUUUCAGGGACAGUGGGUAUGGUAUCGUUAGAUGAUCUGCUGAGAAGUGCUAAAAGCAUUUGA